Budorcas taxicolor (takin) is the source of this 1410-nucleotide messenger RNA. It is a transcript of the gene S1PR2, whose product is annotated as sphingosine-1-phosphate receptor 2. Gene Ontology annotation, cellular component: membrane. The coding region runs from base 152 to 1210 and encodes 352 amino acids. The record is from RefSeq and is a predicted model, not a curated record. Gene Ontology annotation, biological process: sphingosine-1-phosphate receptor signaling pathway. NCBI's taxonomy places the organism in Eukaryota, Metazoa, Chordata, Mammalia, Artiodactyla, Bovidae. The transcript has 2 exons. Gene Ontology annotation, molecular function: sphingosine-1-phosphate receptor activity.
GACGCAGUGGAGCCCGGCGGGCAGUCCCAGCCCUUGCCGCGGCCGUCCCGGGGAACACAGGCGCCAAAGCCCCUCCGGCCCGGGCAAGGAGCCGGGUCGGCCUAGCCAGCAUCAACAGCCCCAUGGCCCCAGCUGGCUACUGAGCCCCACCAUGGGCAGCGUGUACUCAGAGUACCUAAGCUCCAGCAAGGUCAGGGAACACUAUAAUUACACCAAGGAGAGUCCCGACACGAAGGAUACGCCCUCCCGUCAGGUGGCCUCGGCCCUCAUCAUCCUCCUGUGUUGUGCCAUCAUAGUAGAGAACCUGCUGGUACUCAUCGCAGUUGCCCGCAACAGCAAAUUCCACUCGGCCAUGUAUCUGUUCCUGGGCAACCUAGCGGCAUCAGACCUGCUGGCGGGCGUGGCCUUCAUAGCCAAUACCUUGCUCUCGGGUUCGGUCACACUGGGGCUGACGCCUGUGCAGUGGUUCGCCCGCGAGGGCUCUGCCUUUAUCACGCUCUCCGCCUCCGUCUUCAGCCUCCUGGCCAUCGCCAUUGAGCGGCACGUGGCCAUUGCCAAGGUCAAGCUCUACGGCAGCGACAAGAGCUGCCGCAUGCUGCUGCUCAUUGCGGCCUCGUGGCUCAUCUCGCUGGUCCUUGGUGGCCUGCCCAUCCUCGGCUGGAACUGCCUGGGCCACCUGGAGGCCUGCUCCACCGUUCUGCCGCUCUACGCCAAGCCCUACGUGCUCUGCGUGGUGACCAUCUUCUCAGUCAUCCUGUCGGCCAUUGUAGCUCUGUACAUCCGCAUCUACUGUGUGGUCCGUUCCAGCCAGGCCGAUGUGGCUGCCCCACAGACGCUUGCCCUGCUCAAGACGGUCACCAUCGUGCUGGGUGUCUUUAUCUUCUGCUGGUUGCCUGCCUUUAGCAUCCUCCUCUUGGACUAUGCCUGUCCAGUCCGGGCCUGCCCUGUGCUAUACCAGGCCCACUACUUUUUUGCCUUCGCCACCCUCAACUCGCUGCUCAACCCGGUCAUCUACACGUGGCGCAGCCGGGACCUGCGGCGGGAGGUGUUACGGCCGCUGCAGUGCUGGCGGCAGGCAGCAGGGGUGCAAGGGCGGCGGGACAGAACCCCGGGCCACCACCUCCUACCCCUUCGCAGCUCCAGUUCCCUGGAGAAGGGCAUGCACAUGCCCACCUCACCCACAUUUCUGGAGGGCAACACAAUGGUGUGAGGGGCAAGUGGGCUGACAGCCAGGCCACCCUGGCAGAGAGUUCCGUGGAGAAGCUCCGGGGACCCGGGACAGAAAUGGGGCCGAGGGGGGCGGGGGUUGCCAAGUAAGAUGACCCCAAUCCACAGACCCGGGUGAUGCUGAAGAUUCUUCAUGCUUGGGAUGGUCGACUGAGGCUUUGAUCAGUCAGAUGGCACAGCAGC